This is a messenger RNA of Enterobius vermicularis (human pinworm), 873 nucleotides long. The record is from the annotation of a GenBank genome assembly. Lineage: Eukaryota; Metazoa; Nematoda; Chromadorea; Rhabditida; Oxyuridae.
AUGGAACUGAAACAAAGGAUCUCAUUUGUGUUUUAUGAACUUACUUUUCCUGGCUCUCCGGAAGGUCGAGCAUCGAUUGUGCACUUGAAAAGACUGCUACUGAUCAGUCUAUCUCAUUACCUUUAUAAACGGAGGGUUUUUUCUAAUGAAACGUUUAAACCAAGGUUUAUUGAAGGUUCACGCUAUAUGGUGGUGAAUAGAAUGGGUGCAGUAGGAAAGCUUUUUUACCGUUAUCUUGCAAGUAUUGGUGAUGCACUUCAACGCAAAUAUGUAUCGCUGAGGAAAAUUAUUGUUCAUAUAUGUCCACUUGAAGAUCAGGUUGGAUCGAACGCUAUUGAGACAUUUUAUUUCGUUAUAAGAUAUGCUUCACCGCCGCGUUCGAUAACUAUUUCUAAUGUUUCCGGGGAACAUAUGAAUAGAGUAAACUACGUAAAUGCUGAAUCUACCAAAAACCAAGUACUUAGCGUCUUGAGUAGCGUCAGUGAAUUUACAAAACAGUCGAGAAAAUUUCCAGGCAGUUGUCAUCCUGUUAUUAAGCUGGAGUUAUUUGACAAAAGCAUUUCAAAAGAUUACACUCCAUCCGAAUUCACUGCGUUUGAUUAUCCCAGCGAAGACCAAAAACCCUCUAGUGAAAUUCACCUUGGAUGUGCCGAUUUUGAACAACAUGCGUUGGUUUUCAGUAUAAAUUUUUUUAAUAAUAAUUUGGGUACUUUUUGGAAGCUAGUUCCAAUUAAUAAUGUUGCUGUUGACUUUGGCAGGUGCAAGAUCUGUAUUGGAGUUGGUACUUUUGUUGAGACGGAGAAUGAAGCCUUGGUCGAAGAAGAAGCUUCUAAGUGUGAGGAACCGUCAUUUCAAACCAACAACCAAGUUUAA